CCCCCACCCCCCCGCGGUCCCGCAAACAAACCCAAGUGUCCCUGAAAGUUCCCUUCACAAGGCGGCCCGCGAGCGGACGGCCCUCCGGGACGCCAGCCUUGACCGCGCCCGCGGCUCCCGGGCUCCCGUCGCACAGACCCACACCCGCGCGUCUCAGCAGCCCCGCGAACAGUCACACCCGGCCACGCGAUGCGGGGCGAGCGGCCCAGACCCUGUCCCGCCCUCCCGGAGCUCCGACGGCGCGGGGGUGAGGCCCCACGGGAGCGAGCAGCCCCCACGGCCGUGAGCGGCCACGCGCCCUCUGCCUUGGAAGGUCACCUUGGAUUCUGAUUGCUUUCCUAACCUUGCACCCAGGCUACAAGGCAAGACAGGUUUGGAGACACUGGUAAAGGGAGAGAGACUGAGAGGAACACUUGCAGAGCCAGCAGGGAGCCGGGCAGCUCCUUCCCAGACGUUGGGGACCCUCCGUCUCUCCAGAUGGAAAGGUGAUAGGCCCUCAUGGUAGACCCCAGGAGUGAGGCCCCAGGAUGACAGAACCCGAGACCCUGGCCCUGCUGGAAGUGAAGGGGUCUGAGGCCCUGGAAAAGAGCCCACCCCAGGCCUUGGUCCCCAAUGGCCGUCAGCCAGAAGGGGAAGGUGAGGCCGAGACCCAUGGAGCCGCAUCCUCCAAGGUGGGGUCCUCAGCUGGGUCUACCACGGCCGGAGAGGGACCUGAGGAUGGCCUUGACAGCACAGUGAGCGAGGCGGCCACCCUGCCCUGGGGGACCGGCCCCCCGCCCAGUGCCCUGUUCCCAGACCCCCCCGGGUGGCGGGACAUGGAGCCCGAGCCCCUCCGGUCAGAGCCACCCACCAAGCUAGAGGACUUGUCCGAAGAUGACGCCAUCCUGCUGCCUGAGAAGGCGGCCCGGGCCUUCGUGCCCAUUGACCUCCAGUGCAUCGAGCGGCGGCCCCAGGAGGACCCGGCUGUGCGCUGUGAGGCCGGCGAGGGCGAGGGCCGCCGGGCCUGCCUGCCCGCCCGGCCCACCCAGCCCGAGCCCUGUGAGCGCAAGUGGGCCGAGGCCGUGGUGAGGCCGCCGGGCCACACUUGCGGGGGCUGCGGGGGCUGCGGAGGCCGGGACGGGCUGAGGGCCGUGGCCUCGGUGGGAGCCGCGCUCGUUCUCUUCCCCUGCCUGCUGUACGGGGCCUACGCCUUCCUGCCCUUCGACGCCCCGCGGCUGCCCACCAUGAGCUCCCGCCUCAUCUACACGCUGCGCUGCGGGGUCUUUGCCACCUUCCCCAUCAUCCUGGGGCUGCUGGUGUACGGGCUGAGCCUGCUGUGCUUCUCGGCCCUGCGGCCGUUCGGGGAGCGGCGGCGGGAGGUGGAGAUCCACCGGCGCUUCGUGGCCCAGUCGGUGCAGCUCUUCAUCUUGUACUUCUUCAACCUGGCCGUGCUCUCCACCUACCUGCCCCAGGAGACCCUCAAACUGCUCCCCCUGCUCACCGGUCUCUUUGCCAUCUCCCGGCUGAUAUACUGGCUGACCUUCGCCGUGGGCCGCUCCUUUCGAGGCUUUGGCUACGGCCUCACGUUCCUGCCGCUGCUGUCCAUGCUGGUGUGGAACCUGUACUACAUGUUCGUGGUGGAGCCCGAGCGCAUGCUCGCCGCUGCCGAGAGCCGCCUGGACUACCCCGACCACGCCCGCUCGGCCUUGGACCUCAGGCCUCGUCCCUGGGGCUGAGGCCCCCACUCGGCUCCCCCAGCCUCGGUGCCUCGGGGGACAAGCCCCAGGAUUGCCCGUCUGCCCCCUGCUCUCCCCCGUCACCUCGGGAGCCCUCGGCCGUCGGGAGGGAAUUCAGCUGGUUUCUUGCAGGGAAAGAGGUGGACGGCCAUGCCCCUCUGCGGGCUGAGGGCAGGGGGUGGCACAGGGAGCAGGGGCAUGGUUCCCUCCUGAGCAACACCCCCCACCCCUGGCGCUGCCUCCAGGACCCCCGUGCUGACCUCCGCCCCACGCUCCAGCCCCCAUGAGGCCGCGCAGGCAGAGCCUCCGCCGACUAUCUCUGUGCCAUGGGCCGCAGGAAGACUGGCAGUAGUGCCUGUGCCCAAGGUAAAGCCUGGGCAUCUGAUCACAGGGGACUUAUACGUUUGGCGGAAACCUUCCUGCGGGCCUGGGUUCAGGACCCUCCACCACGGGCCCCUGUAGGACUUUUAGCUUCGGUCAAGAUGAUCGAAGCUGCCCCAGCCCAGAGCUGCCGCCUGCUCCCUUCCGACCCAGUCAGGCCCCCAACCCCCCCACCUCCAACCUGCAGAGGGGAGGGGAAGCCUCCGUCCAGAGAGGGGCAGGGGUAUGUGUGCAUGGGCCCACGCACACGGUGGCUGGGGUGCCUGCAGGGUGCGGUGGCCGAUGGGAACCCUGUGUGAACGUGUGACAAUAAAUGACCGCCACGGUCCCCCCUCACUAUUCAUGUUUGAACCCCA
Molecule: messenger RNA, 2452 nt
Organism: Mustela lutreola (European mink)
Lineage: Eukaryota; Metazoa; Chordata; Mammalia; Carnivora; Mustelidae
Gene: TMEM79
Product: transmembrane protein 79
Exons: 5
Coding region: 528-1715 (395 amino acids)
Biological process (GO): regulated exocytosis
Cellular component (GO): lysosomal membrane; trans-Golgi network membrane
Source: RefSeq, a predicted model, not a curated record